AUGGCAGCGACGGCGUGCCUUUGCCCGGGGCCUCUGUUCCCGUACCCGCCGCCGCGAGCCGGGGCAGGGAUGGCCGUGCGCCGCAAGUGCCUGCGGGCGGCGCAAGCGGAGCUCGGCGCGGGGCUGGUCGAGUCCAUGCGGGCGUCUUCGCCCACGCACGCCAGGGCCGCCGGCGUCGACGAGGAAAUCUUGCACUAUCUUCUUGGUUUUACAUGUCUCGCUAACACAACGAAUCAUCUAUGUGUGCGCGUGCAGGCGAGGCACCCAUCGGCGCUUGGCAAGUUCGAGGAGAUCGUGGCGGCGUCCAAGGGGAAGCAGAUCGUCAUGUUCCUCGACUACGACGGCACGCUGUCGCCCAUCGUCAAUGACCCCGACGCCGCCUUCAUGAGCGACACGAUGCGGAUGGCAGUGCGCAGCGUCGCCAAGCAGUUCCCGACGGCGAUCGUCAGCGGCCGGUGCCGCGACAAGGUGUUCGAGUUCGUCAAGCUGGCGGAGCUGUACUACGCCGGCAGCCACGGCAUGGACAUCAAGGGCCCGGCCAAAUCCUCCGCCGGCCACGCAAAGUCCAACUCCAAGGCUAAAGGAGUUCUGUUUCAGCCAGCAAGCGAGUUCAUGCCCAUGAUCGAGCAGGUACGCAUCUUGGCUUCGACCUCACAACCACAUCAUCGACCCUAGCUAGCUACCCAAACUGCUCGCCUGUUUACAUCAGCUGUUCUUAAAUUCUGCUACUCGAUUUGUUCCUUCAA
Messenger RNA from Lolium rigidum, 746 nucleotides. RefSeq names its product probable trehalose-phosphate phosphatase 7. The transcript is spliced from 4 exons. NCBI's taxonomy places the organism in Eukaryota, Viridiplantae, Streptophyta, Magnoliopsida, Poales, Poaceae. Gene Ontology annotation, molecular function: trehalose-phosphatase activity. Gene Ontology annotation, biological process: trehalose biosynthetic process. The record is from RefSeq and is a predicted model, not a curated record. The coding region runs from base 1 to 675 and encodes 224 amino acids.